Messenger RNA from Alternaria postmessia, 396 nucleotides. RefSeq lists its product as uncharacterized. Bases 1 to 396 code for a protein of 131 amino acids. Lineage: Eukaryota; Fungi; Ascomycota; Dothideomycetes; Pleosporales; Pleosporaceae. The record is from RefSeq and is a predicted model, not a curated record. The transcript is spliced from 2 exons.
AUGGCGUUGGAUAUGGCCGACUUCCUGUUCAAAACAUCUAGUCCAGGAUACCAUGGUGUAGAAAGCAGAUGUGGCGAAUAUCAUGCCGCGCGUUCUGCUCUUCUCUCAAAACUCGCAUCCGCUUUGCUAUCCUACACGCUCGCUAUCACCUUCCGCAACCCCUACAAGUUCAAGCACAACACCUACAAGUUCAAGCACAACACCUACAAGUUCAAACACAACACCGAGACCUUCAUCACCAACGAGGGCAUGUACACCAGCCAGUUCAUCUACGCCGGAAAGAACGCUGCGCUCACCAUCGGCAGCGUCCUUCACUUGUCCCUCCUUUGCAAGGACAAAAACGUCUCCUACGUCUACGUCCUAUCCAAGAAGGCCUUAGAACUAUCCUGCAAAUAG